AUGGCAGAACAGCAACCUCAAGCAACUGUGCCCCAGACGGCCGCUCCUCAGCAGCCCGCCAUCGGCACCCCGACACAACAGCCUGCCCAGAUCCCCCAAGCAUCCAACGUCGGCGCCACUGAUACACUCGUCUGCCAGUGGCAGAAUUGCGGCGAGCGUUGCCCGACAGCUGAGCAACUCUAUGACCACGUCUGUGAGCGCCAUGUUGGUCGCAAAAGCACCAACAACCUGAACCUCACCUGCCAGUGGGGCAACUGUCGUACCACGACCGUUAAGCGAGAUCAUAUCACCUCGCACAUUCGCGUCCACGUCCCCUUGAAGCCGCAUAAGUGCGACUUCUGUGGCAAGGCGUUCAAGCGUCCUCAAGAUCUCAAGAAGCACGUCAAAACCCACGCUGAUGAUUCUGUCCUUCUGCGCUCUCCUGAGCCGAACCGUGGUGGCCCUCACGGAGGACCCGGCUACCCAGGUCAAGGCGGCAAACUGGUCGCUGACUUGCAGGCGCUUGCCGCUACAGCCAGCGGAUACCAAUAUCCCGAAGGUGGUCUCGGUCCCAAUGGAGGCUACGGCCAACAACACCCUGGCGGCGCCCCAGCUGGAUUCUACGGUGGACCUCCCCAAAAUUCCGCAUAUGGUCCCGUCUACUAUGCACUCAACCCUGCCCAGCAAAACUUGAACGACUCUUACGAGAUCCGAAAACGUGCUGCGUAUGAUGCAUUGAACGAAUUCUUUGGCGACGCCAAGCGCCGCGCUAUCGAUCCUGCCACGUACUACGAUGUCGGUCAAAGGCUUAUGGGUCUCCAAGGCGUUCAGCUGCCCGUCGUCGGUGGUGGCGGCUACCAGCAAGGAGGUAUGUCCGAGUACGGCGGCCACGGAGGCACAAUGAUGGCUCAAGCUACUCACCCUCCUAUGCAUCCUUACUCGCUACCGCUCCCCAACCUGCGCACCAAGAGCGAUCUUCUCAACAUCGAUCAGUUCUUGGAGCAGCUGCAGAGCACUGUGUAUGAGAACCCCAACCACGCGGCCGCUGCUGGUGUUCAACAAGCUGGCGCCCACUACCUCCACACUGGCGCCGCAUACCGUACUAGCCAUUCGCCGCCUGGGCUUCCGACAACGCACCCUCAAUCCUCGCAUGCCACUGCUGCCGCUUCCGCGAACGCCGACACUCCGGCUUUGACUCCAGCAUCAAGUGUCAUGUCGUACGCUUCUCAGCACUCGCCCGGAUCGCACCACUCUGGCAGCACCGUUUCCCCUACGACCAGGACCUCAAUGGGUAGCAUGUACCCAACUCUGCCUUCAGUCAGUGCCAUGUCAGACAUGUCAGCCGCUGCACCUUCAUCCGGCUUGGCACCCGCCUUUGAUGCCGAUGGUCGCCGGCGCUACUCUGGUAACCUUUUGCAGAAGGCAGCUCCAGGUCGCGACGAACAGGAUCAGAUGGACACAUCCGACGAUGCGGAGGAAGGCAAGACUCCUCGUGAUUCUGAGCAAGACAACCUGCAUCACACAGUUAACCAGCUCGCGAUCCACUCGCCCAAGGUUGACCCAGCUCUGUCAAUGCGCUCUCCAAGUGCUGUCUCGUCAACAUCUACCGAACAGCCUCAUGAGACUUCUCAACAGACCUGGGUAGAAAACAUCCGCACGAUUGAGAGGUUACGAGCAUACCUCAAAGAGAGGCUUGAGUCUCAUGACUUCUCAGACGACGAGGAGGACAUCAAACAUGAGGACGAGAGUAGAGAUCAUAUGAGCGACGAUGCCCGGGAUCUGUACCCUGUACUACGGGCUGUACAAGAAGGAAGGGAGUAA
Molecule: messenger RNA, 1800 nt
Organism: Didymosphaeria variabile
Lineage: Eukaryota; Fungi; Ascomycota; Dothideomycetes; Pleosporales; Didymosphaeriaceae
Exons: 3
Coding region: 1-1800 (599 amino acids)
Biological process (GO): positive regulation of transcription by RNA polymerase II
Cellular component (GO): nucleus
Source: RefSeq, a predicted model, not a curated record